Pyricularia pennisetigena is the source of this 291-nucleotide messenger RNA. RefSeq lists its product as uncharacterized. The transcript has a single exon. Bases 1 to 291 code for a protein of 96 amino acids. NCBI's taxonomy places the organism in Eukaryota, Fungi, Ascomycota, Sordariomycetes, Magnaporthales, Pyriculariaceae. The record is from RefSeq and is a predicted model, not a curated record.
AUGGCCUUUCCGGCCGAUCAUUUCAGCGUCAAUGAAGACAUGGAGGAAGCCGAGAAGAUGUUUGAGAGUCCAUUGAUGGGAGAACAACGUCGUGAGAGGUGUCUGUGGCUCGCGUACCAGAUCGCACAGAUUCGAACCUCGGGAGACGGCGAGGAGGGUCGUUGGACCACGUACGACGUGAACACAAAAAAGUUUCGUCCGACGGCCAAGUAUGUGUCAGCCGUUAACAUACACUCUUCUAUCACUAAAACCACGUUCCUGGACGACGAGGACGUCCUCCCAGAGGCGUAG